UAUAUAAGGCAAAGGUGAAACCCUAAGAAUCUUCAACUCAAAGCUAGCUAUGGCAUCAAGUACUGUUAUUCCACCAGCUGUGUGCAAUAGCACAACACUCAAAACUCCCUUUACUUCAACCACCAAGUCUUCUUCUUUAGCUUCCACUCCAAAACCCUCUCAACUUUUCCUCCGUGGAAAACGUAACCAUAGCUUCAAAGUGUCAUGCAAGGUCUCCAAUGGUGAUGAAAACCAAAGUGUUGAUAGGAGAAAUGUGCUUCUAGGUUUAGGAGGUUUAUAUGGUGCUGCUAAUGUUGUACCAUUGGCUUCAGCCACUCCCAUUCCAGCCCCUACUACUUCAUGUAGCAAGAAUGGUGCCACAAUUAAACCCGGUGUACCGGUACCUUAUUCUUGUUGUCCCCCUCCGCUAAAAAUUGAUCCUAAGGAUAUUCCUUAUUACAAGUUUCCAACAGGGUCGAAGCUCCGUAUUCGACCAGCUUCUCAUGCCGUGGACGAAGAGUACAUGGCUAAGUACAACUUAGCCAUUACUAAAAUGAAGGAGCUCGAUGUUACUGAUCCAGAUGAUCCACGUGGGUUCACGGCGCAAGCCAAAAUCCACUGUGCUUAUUGCAACGGUGCAUACACCGUUGCUGGCAAAGAGCUACAAAUUCACUUCUCAUGGCUUUUUUUCCCAUUCCAUAGAUGGUACUUGUACUUCUAUGAGAGAAUCCUGGGUUCUUUAAUCAAUGAUCCUACUUUUGGUUUGCCAUAUUGGAACUGGGAUCAUCCAAAGGGCAUGCGUUUGCCACACAUGUUUGAUCAACCAAAUGUGUACCCUGAUCUUUACGAUCCAAGACGUAACCAAGAGCACCGUGGUUCGGUAAUCAUGGACCUUGGUCAUUUUGGUCAAGACGUGAAAGGAACUGACUUACAAAUGAUGAGUAAUAACCUUACUCUAAUGUAUCGUCAAAUGAUUACCAAUUCACCAUGUCCACAACUCUUUUUUGGUAAGCCAUAUUGUACGGAGGUUGGACCCAAACCAGGUCAGGGAGCUAUUGAAAACAUCCCCCAUACUCCUGUCCACAUUUGGGUUGGUAGUAAGCCUAAUGAGAAUAACUGUAAAAAUGGUGAGGAUAUGGGAAAUUUCUAUUCAGCUGGUAAGGAUCCUGCUUUCUAUAGUCACCAUGCAAAUGUAGAUCGCAUGUGGACAAUAUGGAAAACAUUAGGAGGAAAACGCAAGGACAUCAACAAGCCAGAUUAUUUGAACACUGAGUUCUUCUUCUACGACGAGAAGAAAAACCCUUAUCUCGUGAAAGUCCGUGACUGUUUGGACAAUAAGAAAAUGGGAUAUGAUUUCCAAGCAAUGCCAACCCCAUGGCGCAAUUUUAAGCCAUUGAAGAAGAGCAAGAGCAAGGUCAAUGCACGUUCAGUUCCUGCAGCUACCCAAACAUUCCCUAUUGCAAAGAUUGACAAACCCAUAACAUUUUCCAUCAAAAGGGAAACUUCAGGCAGGACUCAGCAGGAGAAAGACGCAAAAGAGGAGAUGUUAACUUUCUUGGAACUCAACAUCGAUCAGCGAAAGCACAUAAGGUUUGAUGUGUUCAUUAACGCAGAUGCAAACUCCAACUGGCAUGAGCUAGACAGGGCAGAGUUUGCAGGAAGUUACACUGCCUUGCCUCAUGUUCAUUCAGAUCCCAGUAAACCACAUGUCGCCCCUGUUGCAAAAUUCCAGCUGGCCAUUACCGAGUUGCUCGAGGACAUUGGCCUUGAAGAUGAAGAUGAUAUAGUGGUGACUUUGGUCCCGAAAACUGGGGGCGAAUUUGUCGCCAUUAAAUCUGCUGCGAUUACACUUGAAGCUUGCUGAUGAUUGUCUGCUCAAGUUUUCUUGUUGUGUCUUGGUCACCUGCAUUUCAUUUUAAUUCCGUGUUAUUUGUGUUGAAAUCAGCUUGACGUUAAUGUCAUUACAAUUGUUAUUCAGGAAUAAAUCAGUACUGUAUUUGGUGUUAGAAUCA
Molecule: messenger RNA, 1991 nt
Organism: Nicotiana attenuata
Lineage: Eukaryota; Viridiplantae; Streptophyta; Magnoliopsida; Solanales; Solanaceae
Product: polyphenol oxidase E, chloroplastic-like
Exons: 2
Coding region: 50-1843 (597 amino acids)
Biological process (GO): pigment biosynthetic process
Molecular function (GO): catechol oxidase activity
Source: RefSeq, a predicted model, not a curated record